AUGAACUCGGAUAUGGCAAAAGACGAUGAUCGAGAGGUCAGUAUGGUGUCAUUGUCGUCGGUAGCAUCGAAUACCGAUGAUACCGAAAAUGAUGAAAAAGGUGUUUGUCCAGGGUUAUCUGUAUGUGAUCAGCAAUCUGGUUCCACUGAUAACCUGGUAAAAAUUGAAUUUGUCAAUUCUACGUACAUCAUUUAUGAUCCAGCAGGUAUCGACGUUACUUCGUAUCAAUCCUUUCUUGUUCGUAUUAUGUAUUUUUUUGUUUGUCCGUUAUAG
Enterobius vermicularis (human pinworm) is the source of this 273-nucleotide messenger RNA. NCBI's taxonomy places the organism in Eukaryota, Metazoa, Nematoda, Chromadorea, Rhabditida, Oxyuridae. The record is from the annotation of a GenBank genome assembly.